This is a messenger RNA of Durusdinium trenchii, 5604 nucleotides long. The record is from the annotation of a GenBank genome assembly. NCBI's taxonomy places the organism in Eukaryota, Dinophyceae, Suessiales, Symbiodiniaceae.
AUGGCAAUCCGUGGCCAGACGACUCCCUUUGGACCCUACGGUGGUUUACGGCCGGAGGAGGGAAGGCAGUCCGAAGAUCCUGAACGUCUCUCUGCCUUGGGUGCUGGCAGUGGGGCAGCAGAUGUAGAAUAUGAACAGUUUCUGAAAGUGAAAGAGGUGCAGAGAGCGAUGUUUCAAGCGGAGAACAAGACCCUUGUCCAUCAGUGUGCUGACACUGACGUGAUCCAAGCAACGGAAGGUUCCAUCGCCUGCAUCGACGGCAACCAGGCAGCAGCGCAUGUGGCCUACGCCCUCAGCGACUGUGCCUUCAUUUACCCUAUCACUCCAUCAUCACCCAUGGGAGAGAUGGUGGAUGAAUGGUCUGCCCAAGGACUCCUCAACUGCUACGGACAAAAGCUGAGUGUGACAGAGAUGCAAAGCGAAGCGGGUGCUGCUGGAGCCUUGCAUGGAGCGUUGAAGGCCGGCGCCUUUUCCACCACUUUCACAGCGAGUCAGGGAUUGCUCUUGAUGAUCCCCAACAUGUAUAAGAUUGCUGGUGAGUUGCUCCCCUGUGUGAUGCAUGUUGCUGCCCGAGCACUCGCCGGGCAAGCACUGUCGAUUUUUGGGGAUCACAGCGAUGUGAUGGCCUGUCGUUCGACAGGGUGGUGCAUGCUGGCUUCGGAAUCUGUGGAGAUGGUGCAGUACAAUGCGCUAGUAGCACACUUGGUCUCGAUGGAACGGCGUGUUCCUGUCCAACACUUCUUCGACGGCUUCAGGACGAGCCACGAGGUGAAUAAGGUGCGGCUCAUCGACUACAACAGCAUGAAACAGUUCAUCAAUUGGGAUGCUGUCAAAGAACAUCAUGACCUCGCCAUGAACCCUCGACAUCCACAUGUACAAGGUACAUCACAAGGACCAGACAUUUUCUUCCAAUGCGUGGAGGCAGGCAAUGUGUUCUACGACAAUUUGGCCGACCUCUUCGAAGCGAAGUCAAGGCUUGUGGAGCAGAAGACUGGGGUGCACUAUGCCCUCUAUGCAUAUGAAGGCCAUGCAGAGGCGGAGUAUGUGAUUGUGGUCAUGGGCAGCGGGGCUGUGACCUGCAGCGAGACGGCCAAGUACCUUCAGGAAAAGGGAGAGAAGGUUGGUGUACUAAAGGUGCGCCUCUUCCGCCCAUGGGAUCGAACUCGAUUUAUGGCUGCGCUGCCCAAGACGACAAAGAGGGUUUGCGUCUUGGAUCGAACCAAGGACUGGCAGGGAUCACAAGGUGAGCCGUUGCUCCUGGAAGUCUCUGCGACGUUCCAGUUCAUGUCGAGGCCAGACAUCAUUUGCAUCGGAGGCCGCUAUGGUUUGGGAUCAAAGGAGUUCACUCCCAAUAUGGUGCUGUCUAUCUAUGAGAACCUCAAGAAGGAUGCUCCAAAGCCUCGCUUUACUGUUGGCAUUAAUGACGACGUCACUCAUUUGUCCUUGCCUGUGGGCGAAUGGCUCAACGUGCUGCCGCAAGGGACCACCGAGUGCAUGUUCUACGGCCUGGGAAGCGAUGGGACUGUCGGGGCAAACAAGAGCGCCGUGAAGAUGAUUGCCAUGGGAACGGAACUUUAUGCUCAGGCCUACUUCGAAUAUGAUGCCAAGAAAAGUGGCGGUGUGACCAUCAGCCACUUGCGCUUCGGUCCCAAGCCAAUCUAUGCCCCGUACAACGUGCGUGCAGCAGACUAUUUGGCCAUUCACAAGCCAAGCUACGUGGCCAACUACGACAUGACUCGCUACAUGAAGCCCAAUGGAGUUUGCGUCAUCAACUGCUCCUGGAGCGUGUCCGAGCUUGAGAGCAAAUUGCCUGCAAAGAUGCGCCGGGACUUGGCAUCAAAGAAGGCAAAGCUGUAUAUCAUCGAUGCCACUCAGAUUGCCGUGAAGGCUGGCUUGGGCAAGCGCAUCAAUAUGAUCAUGCAGAGUGUUUUCUUCAAGCUUAGUGGAGUCAUGCCCUUCGAGGAGGCCAUUGAGAUGUUGAAGAAGAGCAUCAAGAAGAUGUAUGGAAAGAAAGGUGACAAGGUCGUACAGAUGAACAUCGAUGGUGUGGACGCCUCUGUGAGUGGCAUCAUUGAGUGCCCUGUGCCCGCAGAGUGGGCCAAUCUCACGGUGCCUGGAGAGGCCGGGGAUGCGACACAGGUGGCCAAGGGUCCACGCAAGAUCGUUGAUUUGGCGCCAAAGCAGUUUGCGGACACUGUGCAGCAGCCUUGCAAUAACCUGGAUGGAAAUUCCUUGCCAGUCAGCACUUUUGUGCCUGGCGGCCGUGUGCCUCUGGGCACCAGCCAGUUUGAGAAGCGGGGCAUUGCAAUCAAUGUACCGAAGGUGGACAUGGAUCUCUGUACGCAGUGCAACAAGUGCAGCUUGAUUUGUCCCCAUGCAGCUGUUCGCCCCUUCCUGGCCACGCAGAUGGAGCUGAACUCCGCACCCAAAGACUUCAAGGAUGGUAGCCGGGCAGCGAUCGGAGGUGGUGUUUUGGACAGCUACCAGUAUCGUAUCCAGGUCUCGCCUUGGGAUUGCACUGGCUGCGAGUUGUGUGUGCGUAUUUGUCCCGCUGACGCACUCGAGCUGGCCGAUGCAGCAAAGGUCAUCGAGGAGGAGGAAGCGAACUGGAACUUUGCAGUGACCUUGCCAGACCGUGGUGAUGAGAUUGACAAGACCACAGUGAAGGGGUCCCAGUUCCAAAAGCCAUAUCUGGAGUUCAGUGGAGCAUGUGAGGGUUGCGGCGAGACACCGCAUGUGAAGCUCAUGACCCAGCUCUUCGGAGAGCGCCUGGUGAUCGCCAAUGCCACUGGCUGUUCUUCGAUUUGGGGUGGAUCGAACCCAUCCUUCCCCUACACAGUCAAUUCCAAGGGCGAAGGUCCUGCAUGGGCAAACUCACUGUUCGAAGACAAUGCAGAGUUUGGUUUUGGAAUGCGCAAGGCAUUCAAGCAACGCCGUGACUAUUUGGCAAAUCAAGUGGAGGACGCUUUGGCAGACAAGACAGUGGUGAUGAGCGAGGAGCUUCGUGCGGCUCUGAACCAGUUCCUGGUGAUGCGCAAGGAGAACAUGCAUGAUUUGCUCUUGCCUCGUGGCCGAAGUAUCUACCAUCAAAUCAUGGAGAAGUUGGUGCCUUUGCUUGAGAAGGAGAAAGAUUCGCAUGCAAAGAUCAAAAAUCUCUACGAGCUGGAAGAUAUGUUUGGUCGAAGCAGCUUCUGGAUGGUUGGUGGCGAUGGCUGGGCUUAUGACAUCGGCUACGGAGGUCUUGACCACGUCAUUGCCAGCGAGGAACACGUCAACAUCCUUGUGCUUGACACAGAGAUGUACAGCAAUACAGGUGGCCAGGCAUCGAAGGCAACACCCAAAGGUGCAAUGGCAAAGUUUGCAGAAGGGGGCAAGGCCACCAUGAAGAAGGAUCUAGGACAGCUUGCCAUGACUUACAAGAACGUGUAUGUGGCCAGCAUCUGCGUGCAUGUGAACCCACAGCAGGCUGUACGUGCCCUCAUUGAGGCAGAUGCUUAUGCAGGACCCAGCAUUAUCCUGGCUUAUGCCCCUUGCAUCAGCCAGGGCUUCCCCAUGGCUGAGUCGAUCCAGCACUGUCAGAUGGCAGUUGACAGUGGCUACUGGCCCUUGUACCGCUACAAUCCCGAUGCAGCUGCUCAUGGAAACAAUCCUUUCCAACUAGAUAGCAAGAAGAUCAAGGGCGAUCUCUUCAAGUUCUUGGCGAAGGAGAAUCGCUUUGCAGCAGUCAUGCGCCGCGAUCCCAAGCAUGCCCAGGAGCUGGACGACCGGUUGCAAGAGGCUGUCGUCCAGAAGAACCACUUGUUGCAGGUGUUGAACAAGGAGGACCUGGAAGGUCAGUUCAGCAAGCUGGUGGAGGGACUUUCUGAUGCCGCCUCGACCUCCGACAUGGUCACGAUUCUCUACGGCAGUGAGACUGGAAAUGCAGAAGAACAGGCAAAGAAUUUGAUGCAGGACAUCCGUGCUCGCGGGCUGAAGGCUCAAGUCUCCUCGCUGGAUGACUUUGAGUUUGAGGAGCUGCCAAACCAGAAGCUUGUGAUUCUGGUGGUCUCGACUUGUGGUUUGGGCGAGUUUCCUGCAAACUGCAAGCAGACGUGGAUGAAGCUUCAGUCCCAGGAGUUGCCUAUGAGCUGGCUUUCCGGCACCAAGUUCGCUGUCUUCGGCCUGGGUGAUUCAACAUAUAGCCAGUUCUGCGUCGCGGCCAUUCAGUUUGACACUCGCUUGGGUGAGUUGGGUGGUCAGCGCCUCUUGAAGCGUGGUGUGGGCGACGACCGCGACGAGGAUCGCUACUACACUGGAUGGGAGGCGUGGCUCCCUGAGCUUUGGAAAGUCAUGGGCUUGCCCCAAAUGCCGCUGUCCCAGGAGGCUCCAGCACCUUGCUACCGCGUGGAUGUGAGCGGCGGAAAGCCCCCGAGUGACGAUGACAUUGUCCCGCCUGGCGCUUCCAAGCUGACGCUUUUGCACAACUCUCUUCUGGUGCCGGAGAAGUAUGACCGUGAUAUUCGGCACUAUGAGUUCAAGAUCGAAGGCACCAACGUGACCUAUAAGACGGGCGAUAGUCUGGCAGUGUGGCCACGAAACCCCUUCGACAAAGUAGAGGAAUUUUGCAAAGAGAUGGGCUUUGACUCCACACAAACUCUUCGUGUCCUGCCCACGGAAGGUGCGAGGAAUUGGUGUCCACAAGAGCUGUCUGUGCGACAGCUUUUCAGCCACGUGUUGGACAUUUUUGGAAAGCCGAAUCGAAAAUUCUUCGAGACCCUCUCCUUCUUUGCCAAGGAUGAGGCGGACAAGAAAGCGCUGCAGAACGUCGUGGAGAACAAUGCCGAGGGCCAGGCGUUGUACAGAGAUCUGACCCACGACUUUGCACAUCACGCUGAUGUAUUCAAGAGGUUCAAGAGCGCUCGACCUCCCAUUGAGCAGCUGCUCAACAUGAUCCCAGUCUUGAAGCCCCGAAGCUACUCCAUUGCCAGCAGCCCUUUGAUGCACCCAGACAAGAUCCAGCUGUGUGUGGUGCUUGUCGAUUGGACUGUGGAGAGCACCAAAGAGCUGCGACUAGGCGAAGCCACAGGCUACAUGCGUCAGCAGAAGCCUGGCACCACCAUGAUGUGCGCUGUGCGCCAAAGUGCUAUCGUGCUUCCCAAGGACCCUGUGAAGCCCGUUAUCAUGGCUGGUAUGGGAACUGGACUUGCGCCCUGGAGAGCUGUCACCCAGGAGCGAAUCUGCCAGCAUCGACAAGGUAACAAGGUUGGACCAUGCCAUCUCUUCUUCGGUGCACGCUACAAUGCGGAAUACCUGUAUCGCGACGAGUUCGAGGGCUAUGUCAAGGAGGGUGUGCUGUCAAUGCACACAGCCUUCUCCCGUGAACAGGCCCGCAAGAUCUACGUGCAGCAUAAGAUUGUAGAGGCCGGCAAGGAAGUGCACGAGUGCAUGCUGAAGCAGGAGGGCCACUUCUACGUUUGCGGCUCUGCAAGGCAAGUGCCUGAGGACAUCUACACCGCAAUGAAGGAGGUGAUGAUGGCCAAUGAGAAGGUGAAUGAGGACGAGGCAGAGGCCAUCUUGUCGAACCUGAAGAUGGAGGGUCGCUACACAGUGGAAGCUUGGUCAUGA